Spodoptera frugiperda (fall armyworm) is the source of this 1052-nucleotide messenger RNA. RefSeq lists its product as uncharacterized. NCBI's taxonomy places the organism in Eukaryota, Metazoa, Arthropoda, Insecta, Lepidoptera, Noctuidae. The record is from RefSeq and is a predicted model, not a curated record. Bases 51 to 923 code for a protein of 290 amino acids. Gene Ontology annotation, cellular component: extracellular matrix. The transcript is spliced from 4 exons.
CAGUCGACUAUUACAUUCUGUUGGCGACAGUUCAAAUUAAGUGCUUCAAUAUGUUUGGAAAGAUUAUUAUUUCCAUUUGCAUCAUAGGCAUCAGCCAAGCAGUAUUAAUUGAUCAAAAACACGAACAGGACAAAGAAAGCCCUCACGGGUGGCAAAUGGUGAAAACCUACCACCCGCCUAAGUCAGCCUACAUGUACAAAUACGAGCCUUUCGCAUACCCCAAAUAUGAGUUCGAGUAUUCAGUAUCAGACAAGAAGACUGGAGACCACAAACACCACCAUGAGACACGUGACGGCGACCGAGUUCGUGGGGAGUACAGCCUUGUGGAGUCAGACGGCUCACUCCGGAAGGUGCAGUACCACGCUGAUGAUCACAAUGGAUUCAACGCGGUUGUAAGCAAAACGGUAAACAAGCAUGGAGACCAUGCAGUUUCAGUCACGGAUCACACCAGAUUCUUCUACCCAGUCGGUCACGGUAUCAAAAUCAAUCACUACUUCCCCGGCAAGAAUUAUCAAUACCAACAACUUGAACAAAAGGAGAAUAUCAAUGAAAGAAAACCUGUUCAUGAAGAGAGAGAACCCGAAGUUGUUAAGAACGAGGAGCCUACAAAAAUGGUAGUAAUUAACUCAGCAGAGAAUGUGAUGUUAGUAGAAGAACCAGUUCCAGAAACUACUCCUUUACCAAAAGCCGAAGUGGUCGAAACUGUUCAAGUUGUCCCAGCCGUAGUGUCCGUCAUAACUCCUACUCCCGAAAACGAGAAAAUCAAUAAUGAAAUCCCAACUACUGCCGCUGAAAAGACUGAAGAACCUCCAAAAGAAAUUACAACCCCAGCAGAAGAUCAAGCACCGAAGGAAGAUCAACCCUCAGAUUCUGAAGUAGCAUCAUCCUUUUACCACUCAAGAAUAUACUAUGUUGGUUUUUAAUUAGGUUCAAAUUAACUUGUUGAUUAGUAUCAUAAGCAAAUAAGUCAUUGUAUUAACUAGCUCGUUUUUGUUAUUAAUUUUCUUUGUUAAUGUUUUUCAUGUGUUAAUAAAUUAAUAUUUUACCAUGUA